This is a messenger RNA of Tachyglossus aculeatus (Australian echidna), 1976 nucleotides long. It is a transcript of the gene ANTXRL, whose product is annotated as ANTXR like. Gene Ontology annotation, cellular component: membrane. The transcript has 18 exons. The record is from RefSeq and is a predicted model, not a curated record. Gene Ontology annotation, molecular function: signaling receptor activity. The coding region runs from base 156 to 1976 and encodes 606 amino acids. NCBI's taxonomy places the organism in Eukaryota, Metazoa, Chordata, Mammalia, Monotremata, Tachyglossidae.
UCCCACGGACCGCGGCGACGCCGGAGCCCCCCGAGCCCCCGGCCCGGCCCCAGGGAGCCAGGGAGCCAGGCAGCCAGGCAGCCAGGGAGCCAGGGAGCCCGGGAGCCCGGGAGCCAGGGAGCCCGGCCCGGACGGACAGAGGGACAGGAGGGGAAAUGGCGAGGCCAGGCCCGGGCCUGCUGCUGGCCCCCCUGCUGCUGCUGCUGCUGCUGCUGCUGGCCCUGCUGCUGCUGCUGCUGGCCGGGCCUGCGGAGGGGGCCGGGCUCGGGGACGGGACCCUCGGCCGGAGCCGGGACCCCGGGGCCGCCCACGGCAACCAGGGCCAACCAAGCCCACCGCAGCGGCACCGGCACCAGCACCGGGACCAGGACCGGGACCAGGAGCAGGAGCAGGAGCAGGAGCGGGGCCCGCGGCGCUCCUGCCACGGAGCCUUCGACCUCUACUUCGUCCUCGACAAGUCUGGAAGUGUGAGACACCACUGGACGGAAAUUUACUCCUUCGUUGAAAGCUUGGCUGAAAAGUUCAUAAGUCCGAUGCUGCGAAUGUCUUUCAUAGUUUUCUCCUCCAGAGGAACUACGAUCAUGAAAUUGACAGAAGACAGAGAAGCCAUAAGACGGGGACUAAAUAUCCUUCGGUAUGAAGUGCCUGGAGGAGAUACAUUCAUGCAUGAAGGACUGGAAAGGGCAAAUGAGCAGAUUAGCCUCGAGAACAGUGGAGGUCUUCGGACUGCUAGUGUGAUCAUUGCCUUGACAGACGGAGAAUUGCAAAAAGACCAAUUUUAUUAUGCAGAGAAGGAAGCCGACAGAGCCCGGAGUCUCGGGGCAAUUGUUUACUGUGUGGGAGUGAAAGAUUUUAAUGAAACUCAGCUAUCAACAAUCGCCGAUAGCAUUGAUCACGUGUUUCCUGUUACAGGGGGCUUUCAUGCCUUGAGAGGCGUCAUUGACUCAAUCCUGAAGAAAUCCUGCAUCGAAAUCCUAGCAGUGGAGCCAUCCAGUGUCUGUGCAGGAGAAUCCUUCCAAGUGGUCGUUCGAGGGAAUGGCUUCUAUCAUGCAAGGAAUAUUGACCAAGUCCUCUGCAGCUUCAAGAUCAAUGACACCAUUACCAUUAAUGAAAAACCAACGGUGGUGCAAGAUACAUACCUGUUUUGUCCCGCACCAGUUCUAGAAGAGAUUGGACAGGUGGUUUUCCUUCAGGUCAGCAUGAACAAGGGGCUCACAUUCAUCUCCAGCUCUGUCAGCAUUACAAGCACAAAAUGUCUGAGUGGGACCAUUCUCUUCAUCGCCUUGCUCAUCCUGUUCCUGUUGCUCGCUUUGGUUUUCCUCUGGUGGUUCUGGCCCUUGUGCUGCACCGUGGUCAUCAAGGAGCCUCCUCCUCCUCCGCCUCCACAGCCGGACUCGGAUGACGAAGAUGGAUUACCCAAAAAGAAGUGGCCGACCGUUGAUGCCUCCUAUUAUGGAGGAAGAGGGGUUGGCGGAAUUAAGAGAAUGGAGGUGAGGUGGGGCGACAAAGGCUCGACGGAGGAAGGAGCCAAACUGGAGAAACCCAAAAACGCCGUCAUCAAGUUACCGGAGCAGGAAUAUGAGCCGUGGGAGCCCAAGCCGAAGAAGCACGGCGCCCGGAAGCCGCCGUCCCAGAGGAAGUGGUACACGCCCAUCAAGGGCAAACUGGAUGCAUUGUGGGCAUUGGUUCGACGAGGCUAUGAUCAAGUGUCCCUCAUGAGACCCCAGCCAGGAGACAAGGGUAGGUGCAUCAACUUCUCCAGAGUCAAGUCGGACGGUACGACGACGACCUUCGCUGCCACCCCAAGACCUGCUCCCAGCCAUGAGCAGGUGCCUCUCAACAACGCCCCGAGGGGCCCUCCCCCACCUCCGGCACCUCCGCAGCCUCCCACCAGGCAGUUACCUCCCGGCCCCCCUCCGGCCCGGGCCCCUCCAGGCCCUCCCCCCUCCCGCCCGCCCCCCCAGCCCGCCCUGUAA